AUGAAGACGGUAGCAGCGCGAGCAUUCCGGGGCGCGGUCAAUGGCUUUCAGAGCCGUGCCUACUCACAGGUCGCCAAGCCCAGGCAUCUCAUGUCCAUCAGUGACCUCACGCCCUCGGAAUUCUCUUCUCUGGUGCGCAAUGCCGCUGCUCGGAAACAGGACACAGUGGCCAUGAUGUUUAGCAAACGGAGCACGAGGACGCGAGUCUCAACCGAGGCGGCGGUGACUAUGCUUGGCGGUCAUCCCAUGUUUCUAGGUAAAGACGACAUUCAGCUUGGUGUCAAUGAGUCGUUGUAUGAUACCUCUGUUGUCAUUUCAUCAAUGACAUCCUGCAUGGUGGCCCGAGUUGGCCCCCAUUCAGAUGUUACCGGGUUGGCGGAGCACUCGGCUGUGCCUGUUAUCAAUGCGCUUUCAGACGAUUUCCACCCGCUGCAGACUAUUGCUGACUUUCUCACCAUCUACGAGGCCUUCCCAUCCUCUCUGUCAAGCAACAACACCCUCGACCUCAACGGCCUGAAAGUAGCUUGGGUUGGGGACUCCAACAACGUGCUCUUCGAUCUUGCCAUUGGCUGCGUCAAGACAGGAGUCGACAUCGCUGUCGCCUCGCCCCAAGGCUACGGUAUCCCCGAUCACAUGAGGCAGCUCAUCAACUCGGCCGCCCACGGCGUGCAAUCGCCUGGCAAGCUCUCAGAGACGACCGUUCCGGAAGAGGCCAUUAAGAAUGCCGACAUUCUGGUGACUGACACGUGGAUCUCCAUGGGACAGGAGGCUGAGAAGCAGAAGAGGCUGCAGGCUUUCGCUGGAUACCAGAUCACAAACGAAUUGGCGAAGCGAGGUGGCGCCAAGGAUAACUGGAAAUUUAUGCACUGCUUGCCCCGACACCCGGAGGAAGUUGCAGACGAAGUGUUUUACAGCCCCAGGUCUCUAGUCUUCCCUGAGGCAGAGAACCGGCUUUGGGCUGCCGUUGCGGCGUUGGAAGGAUUUGUUGUAAACAAGGGUGUUCUCGAGUAGCAAGUUCAACCUGUGUGAUUUACGAGGAGUUAUUAAAAUGGAGAAUUUGGAUGUAUGCGUGUAACACACAAGUAGUAAAAUUGAAUUCGUGAAAUUCCU
Messenger RNA from Trichoderma virens Gv29-8, 1110 nucleotides. RefSeq lists its product as uncharacterized. The coding region runs from base 1 to 1011 and encodes 336 amino acids. Lineage: Eukaryota; Fungi; Ascomycota; Sordariomycetes; Hypocreales; Hypocreaceae. Gene Ontology annotation, molecular function: amino acid binding; ornithine carbamoyltransferase activity. Gene Ontology annotation, biological process: L-citrulline biosynthetic process. Gene Ontology annotation, cellular component: mitochondrion. The record is from RefSeq and is a predicted model, not a curated record. The transcript has 4 exons.